UGCCGGAAAUUCGGUGUGGUGGGGGGACUCCAGCUGGAGCCUGUUGCCACUCUGUGUUUUAAAAGCAUGCAAGGUCUGUAUAGCUUGGGCAUGAGAAUCUUGCGGAUGUCAGAGCAUCAGAGUAAAUGACAUCUAUCUGGGAGCUGAACUGGGGGUAAGGAGAACAGAGAGAAAGGAAAGCCGACCGAGUAAGAAAUUCUUAGACAACGUCUGCCUUGCAGCUGUGCAAUUCAUUUUCUUGCCAAGGCAAUAUAUUAAAAGGUCACACACGCUUUUGAUAAGAAAUUAGAGGGGAAUCUACAGUGAGACAAUCGAUAGCUUAGUCAUUUUACUUAAAGAGCGCAGACAGCCUUAUUGUGGGGUUAGGCGGCAGAUGAAUUUCAUCACGACAGCGCCUUCUGAAGUCAUGAUGGGAGCCGGCACUAACCCUGUCCUGCAAAGCAGAAAUUGCUCAUUGCCUUCCUACUUGAGCAUUCAAAACCAGCGAUUCUGAGAUCUGGAGAAGAAGUUGACUUGCGCUCUACGUGGUGUCUAGUCCCUCUGCCCAGGUCUUUGUUGGACAAUUCUCAGACUCAGACGGUAGCACUGCGUUAAAGUGACCACACAGGAAUAUGUGUCUAAGAAAGAAGAAAAAGCAGUAUUCCUCCCUAAAGGACAGCAUGGCAAAGCAGCGUGAAGUUUUCCAUUGCCCUCCUAACACUUCUUUAACAAGGAUAACAAGAAACUGUCUUUUGACUCCUUUUUGUCCACAUUCCAUAGUCCUUUCUGCGAGGAUGCAUUAAUUCAUAUUGGAGGCAGUUGGAUUUCGGCAAGACAAUACUCGCCAUCAUUUAGGAUUAGCAGUUGGACUGGUUAUUUUAGUGUGUUGACUAGUGGAAGCUACAUGGAUGGACUCCUACCUGCAGUACUCUGUGAUGUUUCUUUCUUUCAAUCCUGGAAGGGCUUUUCUGGUUUUUGCUGUUUGUGUUUUUUUUUUUUUUUGGGGGGGGGGGUCGAUUUUGGGGAGAAUUCAUUACUUGUUGCCAUAAUUGUCCAUGAUCGAUGCUCAAGCCAGAGGGUUGGGACUCAUCUGUGAAAAUCACUACAUGUAACAUAGGAGACAAGGAAAAUAUUCAUGACGUCCACUCUGCCAACAUGAUGCACGUGAACUCCUUCCCCUUUAGAAGGCAUUCCUGGAUAUGUUUCGAUGUGGACAAUGGCACAUCAGCGGGACGGAGUCCCUUGGAUCCCAUGACCAGCCCAGGAUCUGGGCUAAUUCUCCAAGCAAACUUUGUCCACAGUCAACGCCGGGAAUCCUUCUUGUAUCGAUCUGACAGUGAUUAUGACCUCUCUCCAAAGUCUAUGUCCAGGAACUCCUCAAUUGCCAGCGAUAUACAUGGAGAUGACUUGAUUGUGACUCCAUUUGCUCAGGUCUUGGCCAGCCUGCGAACCGUCCGAAACAACUUUGCUGCAUUAACUAAUUUGCAAGAACGAGCACCCAGCAAACGAUCACCCAUGUGCAAUCAACCAUCCAUCAACAAAGCCACCAUCACAGAGGAGGCCUACCAGAAACUGGCCAGCGAGACCCUGGAGGAGCUGGACUGGUGUCUGGACCAGCUAGAGACCCUGCAGACCAGGCACUCCGUCAGUGAGAUGGCCUCCAACAAGUUUAAAAGGAUGCUGAAUCGGGAGCUCACCCAUCUCUCCGAAAUGAGUCGGUCAGGGAACCAGGUGUCGGAGUACAUAUCGAACACAUUCUUAGAUAAGCAACAUGAAGUGGAAAUUCCCUCUCCGACUCAGAAGGAAAAGGAGAAAAAGAAAAGGCCGAUGUCUCAGAUCAGUGGGGUCAAGAAGUUGAUGCACAGCUCCAGCCUAACCAAUUCAUGCAUCCCAAGGUUUGGGGUUAAAACGGAACAGGAGGAUGUCCUGGCCAAGGAACUAGAAGACGUGAACAAGUGGGGUCUCCAUGUCUUCAGAAUAGCAGAGCUGUCUGGAAACCGGCCCCUGACUGUUAUCAUGCACACCAUCUUUCAGGAACGGGAUUUAUUGAAAACAUUUAAAAUUCCAGUAGACACUUUAAUUACGUAUCUGAUGACUCUGGAGGACCAUUACCAUGCCGACGUGGCCUAUCACAACAACAUCCAUGCUGCAGAUGUCGUCCAGUCCACGCAUGUGCUCUUGUCCACCCCUGCGCUGGAGGCGGUGUUCACAGACUUGGAGAUUCUCGCGGCCAUUUUCGCCAGUGCAAUACAUGACGUGGAUCAUCCCGGUGUGUCAAAUCAGUUUCUGAUCAAUACAAACUCAGAACUUGCCUUGAUGUACAACGACUCCUCCGUCCUCGAGAACCAUCACUUGGCUGUGGGUUUCAAGUUGCUCCAAGAAGAAAACUGUGACAUUUUCCAGAAUCUGACCAAAAAGCAAAGACAAUCUUUAAGGAAAAUGGUCAUUGACAUUGUACUUGCGACAGACAUGUCAAAGCACAUGAACCUGCUGGCUGAUUUGAAGACGAUGGUGGAAACGAAGAAGGUGACAAGUUCUGGUGUCCUCCUCCUCGACAACUAUUCUGACAGGAUCCAGGUCCUGCAGAACAUGGUGCACUGUGCAGAUCUGAGCAACCCCACGAAGCCGCUCCAGCUGUACCGCCAGUGGACAGACCGGAUAAUGGAGGAGUUCUUCCGCCAGGGGGACCGGGAGCGGGAACGUGGCAUGGAGAUCAGUCCCAUGUGUGACAAGCACAAUGCCUCUGUGGAAAAAUCACAGGUGGGCUUCAUAGACUAUAUUGUUCAUCCACUCUGGGAGACAUGGGCAGACCUCGUACACCCUGAUGCCCAGGACAUUUUGGACACUUUGGAGGACAAUCGUGAGUGGUACCAGAGCACAAUCCCCCAGAGCCCCUCCCCUGCACCCGACGACCAAGAGGAGGGCCGGCAGGGCCAAACUGAAAAAUUCCAGUUUGAACUAACUUUGGAGGAAGACGGCGAGUCAGACACUGAGAAGGACAGCGGAAGUCAAGUGGAGGAAGACACUAGCUGCAGUGACUCCAAGACGCUGUGCACUCAAGACUCGGAGUCCACGGAAAUUCCCCUGGAUGAGCAGGUCGAAGAGGAGGCUGUAGCAGAAGAGGAGGCAAGCCAGCCCGAAACUUGUGCCAUAGACGAUGGCUGUCCUGACACGUAACAGUGUAAAGACUGUCUCACUUUUUUUUUUUUUUAAGUAGAAAAAUUGUUUCCAAAGUGCAUGUCACAUGCCACAACCAUGGUCACACCUCACUAUCAUCUGCCAGGACGUUUGUUGAACAAAACUGACCUUGAACUACUCAGUCUGGCGCUCAGGAAUACCGCAACCAGUUCUUUCACCUCCAUGUCAUCGGAGCAAGGGGGAACCUUCGUCACGAACAUGAUUUUGACGUGAUUCUCAGCUUGGCGGAGCUGACAGAGCGGGGAAAAUCAACUCCAACUGUGUUUGAGGGAGCUUGGCUCAUCGGGCUGCCCCAAAGUAGAUGUAGAUGGCAGGAUUUCUUCCUGGUUUGUUUGCAGAAAUUUUAAAGAAGGAAGGCACUUGAGGGACGGAGUGAACUCGCAGAUGAAGCAAUGAAAGUGUCAUGAACAGGAGGAGGAUGAGCCGCAGAAAUUGCAUAAUUUUCUAAUUUCAAGUCUUCCUGAUACAUGACUGAACAGUGUGGUUCAGUGAGCCACACUCACCUCUACAUUUUGUAUGAUAUGUAAAACAGAUUUUUUGUAGAGCUUACUUUUAUUAUUAAAUGUAUUGAGGUAUUAUAUUUAAAAAAAAAACUGUUCAGAACUUCAUCCGCCACUGGUUAUUUUUUUCUAAGGAGUAACUUGCAAGUUUUCAGUACAGAUCAGUGCUACUACACUGGAUAAAUCUCAUUUACAAAUUUUACUUGCACCUUAGAGUUCAUAGCAAUUAACUGAUUUGUAGUGAUCUCUUGUUUUAUAUACCAAUGACUUCCAUACCUUAAAACAGAGAAACAACUUUCUGUUGCUGGAAACCCUUUUUGUAAGUGUCGGUUGACUCCCGUCUCUUAUUUCAGUCCUUCCCCCAACCAGGAGAAUUGCUCUCCAUCACAUCCGUGGUGUGCGAAGUGAGUAUUUAUUCUGUAAUCCUUUCUGUGCAUUCUGUCAAAUGUGUCUUAAGCCUCCUGGAAGCUCAGUCCUCAGUUGGUGUUGUCCGAAGUCAAUGGGCGAUAUAGAAAUACCCAGUAGCUGAGAGUCGGUCUGUUUCAGGCAUCUUCCUACCUACUGCCUUCUGAUGCCUUUUUUCUUUUUCUGUGUCCCUUACAGUCACGACACAUUCGCCCAUCAGUUUUACUGUUGCUCACAGACGGGUACAAUAAGAGAGACAUUUGUCCUUCACUGUACUGUCUAAUGUGUGUUCCAGCCUCUGCCCGUGUUCUAGGUGGGGUCUUGUCAAGAGUGUCAGUGUCGUUAGGGUUGACAUUCCUUUCUGCCACAUAAGGUUCUGUGUCAUCACUAGCUUUUCCCUCUGGGGUUGCGGAGGGAAACACGCUAAGUUUGCAUUCGCAGUUCUGAAGAAUGCUAGCAGACUCUCUCAGCCAGGACCGGGACAACUGUGGUUUGAACUGCCCAUGGACAUAAGACCUCCAUGAGGAAUGUCCCUGGAAAGUCACUCUACGGGUAGCAGCUCCUCUCCCAGAAAAUCGCCAUCAUUAUAAUUGCUCCAUAAGCUUGCCCUAUAGGAAGGACUACUUCAGACACACAAAAUUGAUGGUGCCACUGGCACCAGGGCGGGGUAGUUAUGCAAUGCAAUCUAAAACCUCGGAUUGACAGACUCUGUCUCAAUACAAUAUUAAGAGGGAAUUCCAGAUUUCAGCCCCAGGAACCCUAUUGAUUUUUAUAUAUUAACUCCCAGUGUUAACUUGCGGAUUGUAGUCCGCCUCAGGCAGCACAUGUAUAGUCUGAGCCUUAGGUGGAUCCUCGGAGUUUGGAGCCCAUGUUAAUUUUUUAUUUUUGGCACCCAACCAAAUGGGGAGUAAAAGGGAGGAUGGUAUAUAACUAAAUGAAAAAUCAUAAGUCUGAAAAAACAUACCUAAAACUUCUCAAGGAAGUUGUGGGCUAGUCACUGAGAAAAAUAAGUCGUCAGCCAGGGAAAUCACUCAAGCUGAACCGAAACCCUGCUUCAAUCUCUUUGGUCCCGAGGAUGCUUAGAACCUUUGCUACAAAAAAGGUUUCUGAUCUUUACCAUAGGGCAGGAUAAGAAUCAAAUAACUGACCGCUGGAGUGCCAGCUUCCUUUCCUUGUAAAGAGCAAACGGAACAUAAUCUGCCUCGUGUGACCAGACUUUUCACAAGACAUUUGGGCACCUGUUUCUCUUUUCAUUUUAUGUGUCCCUGAAGGGGCUCCCGAAGGAAGGGCAGAGUCUAGAGUUGAUUUCCCCCUUCCUAAAUCAUUCUUACUUCUUCCCCUCCCUCCACGUGGCAUUUCCCCCACAGAGUGCCUGCAGUCUUCACAAUGAAAAAAAGAACAGCAAUAUGUCAUAAACAGAUCCAUACCUGCCAGGGCUGGUAACCGCACUAACGGAGCUGCGUUG
Microtus oregoni (creeping vole) is the source of this 5547-nucleotide messenger RNA. RefSeq names its product phosphodiesterase 4D (gene Pde4d). The record is from RefSeq and is a predicted model, not a curated record. Gene Ontology annotation, molecular function: 3',5'-cyclic-AMP phosphodiesterase activity; ATPase binding; transmembrane transporter binding. The transcript is spliced from 15 exons. Gene Ontology annotation, cellular component: cytosol; nucleus; perinuclear region of cytoplasm. Gene Ontology annotation, biological process: regulation of cardiac muscle cell contraction; signal transduction; cAMP catabolic process. The coding region runs from base 1042 to 3156 and encodes 704 amino acids. Lineage: Eukaryota; Metazoa; Chordata; Mammalia; Rodentia; Cricetidae.